This is a messenger RNA of Fraxinus pennsylvanica, 4170 nucleotides long. NCBI's taxonomy places the organism in Eukaryota, Viridiplantae, Streptophyta, Magnoliopsida, Lamiales, Oleaceae. The record is from the annotation of a GenBank genome assembly.
AUGGAAGAUGAUGACUUCGGAGAUCUCUACACGGACGUGCUAACGACGACGUUUCAAGCCUCCCAGCCACAAAUUGAUGCGUCGGCAGCCGGAAUCAAUUCGACGUCGUUUCAGGGUCGCUCGAUUGAUCCGAGGGUCAAUAGUGAUGAUGAAGAGAUUCUGUACGGAGCUCAGAAUUCUAAGAAUUUGAAUUCCCAAUCUUCCGAUGGUUCGAAUUUGAAUGGCGUAAUUGUAGAAAAAGCCCUACCCAAACCGAGAGGACUCGAUUUGAAUUUGGGUUCGAAUCAAGGGAAAAAGGGGAUUCCAGUUUUACUUGGGAACGAGGGUGGCGAGUUGAAGUUUGAAACUAGGGUUUCGGAUACUUCCGCCGGCUCGAAUUUUGCCGUGGUGGAGGAUGAUAUUAAUAUCGUAGUGGAAGAGGGGGACAACAAAGAUGAUAACUUGGUCGAGAAAGAUGAGAACUUGAUGAGCAGAAAUACCAAUAAUUCAGUGGACGAGAAGAAAGAGAGUGUUAAUUUCGCCAGAGAAAGUGGAGUUGGAGAAAUUGGCUCGGAGUUGUUGAUCCCGGGAUUAUCAGGUGGGCCGGAGAAUCGUGGGGGAGAAGAUUUUGAGGACGAGUGGGAGAGUGAAGAAAGUGAAGACGACUUGCAGAUAGUGUUGAAUGGGCCAAUGGGGAUGGAAAGAAUGGCGGGAAUGGAUGACAAUGACGACGAAGAUGGGGAGCCACUGGUGAUUGUUGGGGAUAAUGGUGACACAGGCCACAACCACUCUCAGAUGACAGAGGAGCAAGUGUGGGAUGGUGAGGAUGUGGGGCCUGGGGCAGAGGGACAGAGGAAGGAGUUGGGUGAGGCAGCCAAGGCAAGUGGAGGAGGUGCGGUGGCUUCAACAGUCGCACCGCCUAAGAUUGGGAUCAGCAAUCAUGCUUACCAUCUUCCCUUCCAUUCACAAUUCAAGUACGUGAGACCUGGUGCAGCACCUAUGCCUGGAGCAGUUCCCAUGGGAUCUGGUGGAACCCCAGGUCAAGUUCGUCCAACUGUCCCCAUGGCCCCUAUUGUUGGACGUGGUAGAGGUGAUUGGCGACCAUCAGGUAUAACAGCUGCUGUCCCCAUGCAGAAAGGGUUUCGUCCAGGUUAUGGAAUGCCCGUUUGGGGAGCUAAUGCAGCAGGGCGUGGUUUCGGAAGCGGAUUGGAUUUUACUCUACCAUCACACAAGACCAUAUUUGAAGUUGAUAUCAAUAGCUUUGAGGAAAGACCGUGGAGACUUCCAGGCAUUGAUGUCUCAGACUUUUUCAACUUUGGUUUAAAUGAGGACACUUGGAAAGAUUACUGCAAACAGCUGGAACAACUCCGCCUUGAGACAACUAUGCAAAACAAGAUUCAUGUCUAUGAAAGUGGGAAAACAGUACAGGAGUAUGAUCCUGAUCUUCCCCCCGAGCUUGCAGCAGCAGUCGGCAUCCAAGAUAUUCCAUCUGAAAAUGUAAAUCUCGGAACAGAUGCUGGUGGAAAUGACUUAGCAAGAGCAUCAGCACUUGGACGGCCCCCUCUUCCCGUUGGCAGACCAAUACCGGUUGAAACUGGUGCUGGUGACCGUCUCCCAUCCAUUGACACCAGGCGUCCGCGAAUGCAUGAUUCAGAUGCAAUAAUCGAGAUUGCGUGUCAGGCAGAUGAUGAUGACAUGGCUGAGCAUCAACAAAACGAACCGUCGAGAAAGGAUCUCAGAAGGGAUGAUGAGAUUGAUGACCUUCUGCAGGAGGAUACAGAAAAUUAUGAUGGCUUUUCACAUGCGUGUGAUGACCGUAAGAAGGAACUGGUUAGAAGAAGUGCACAGUUCAAAAAAACUGUUCUUGAUGAUGAGAUUGUAGGCGAUGAUACUUUGGAUUUCCCUCCAGAAGCACCUGAGAAAUACCAUCCUGGUCUGGAGUUUAGUGUCCAUGAGGAGAGGCUGACAAAAGGAAGAGCACGUUUUGGGUCCCCCAGAAUGGCUUCUUUUGAAUAUGAAAAAGAAGAGCAACAUGGUGAUAAUGAGAAGGAAGAAUCAUUUGAAAGUGGGGAUGAUAAUCACAGUCAUAUGUCAUCUCCCGUCACCAUUGGGUCUGCAGGGGAGCAAGUUGUGAGCAAUAGGGGUAAUACUGACAAUGAUUUGGAAGCAGAUGAGAGAACCUUUGAAAUGGAAAGAGAGGAAAUAGCUUUGGAUGCAACCACUAGAAACGAUGCACCUGAAGAGGAGAAUUCAAUGUAUUGUACAAAGAAACAAGCGCAAAGCUCACGAGGGGAAGAACCUUCUGAAGAAAAUGAUGGUGAAGACUCAAAGGCUCCAAGUGGUAGUGAAAACAGCAAACAAAGAUCAGAAAGUAGUAAAGAUUAUCGAAAGUUCCACGACAGUGUCGAGGACAAAGUCAAUUGCUCUAUGCACACUGAUAACAUCAGGAGACCAAUGGGAUAUGAGGAUACUGAUAAUAGGAAAGGUCAUCGUGAAAGACAAGAAACGAGAAGACACCGCAUGGCAGUGAAAGGGGUAGAAGAUUCCUAUGCACAUAGAGGUGUGGAUCCUAACUCUGCUGUUCAUAUGCAUGUGAAAAGUGAGAGUACAGACUGGAGAAAGGAGAGUGAUGUUUCUGAAGGAGGCUGGCAUCGGAAAGAUGAGGAUAUAUAUGGGAGAAGGAUGAGAAUCAAUGACCCGAGAAACAGGGAGCAUGGUGGAGAAAUUGGGUCCAGGCAUUGGAGCAAGGUUAGAGAAAGUGAGGGGGGCGAAAAAGAUGAAUAUCAACAGCCAAAAAAUCAGUUGGACAAUAGCAGCUGGAGGGGAGCUAAUCAUGAUAAAGAUUUGGGAUCAAAACAUGGAGAUAGGGUUGAUAAUUUCAAGAGAUGGAAUGAAAAGGUGGAUGAUCUUCACAGCAAAAGAAGCAAGGAAGAGGUACCUAUAAGUAGGGAGUACACUGAAAAUGAAGGAAUCUCGCAUAAUCACCGAGAAAGCGGCAGCCGGAGGAAGAAAGAAAGAGAUGAGGGCUUGGAUCAGCGAAAAAGAGAUGACCAAGCCAGGUUGAAGAAUGAUGAUCUACAUUAUGUUAGGUUAAAAGAAGAGGGAUCAUUUCAGAGGAAGAGGAAUGAGGGGCAGAGAGAACGUGAUGAAUGGCAUCGGCUUAAACAGUCCCAUGAAGAAAUUUUAUCAAUGCGAGAAAGAGAAGAAACACGGGCAGGAAUGAGAAGUGGGCGAGGUGCUGAAGACAAAACAUGGACAAGUCAUUCUAGAGGGAAAGAUGAAUAUAAGGGAUCUGGUAGAGAGCAUUACUCUAAGGAUAUCGGGUGGCAGAGCGAGCAACUUAAGAGAAGAAGUCGAGCUGAAAAUGAUAGUCUCUCACAGCAUAGGGGCUACGAAGACAUUUAUGCACGCGUGAAUCAACUCAGUAAUAACGAAAAAAGAGCAAAACGUGAAAGGCCUACCACUCGUGAAGAGCGCAUUGCCUUUGCUUCUGACACUUCUAGGCUGCAUGAAAAUAAACACAAAGAGAGCAAUAGAAAGAGUAAAGAAUCUGAGAGCGGAGAUCAUAACUUCUUGAUCCCUUCUAAGAGGAAUCAAGAUGAGCACAGUGGACAGAGAAGUGAGAUGGUGAAAUCGAGAAACAGAACUGGUCAAGAAAGCAGUGAGAAUGAAAUCCAUGUGAAUGGUCGUUCUUCCAGAAAGCAAAAGGAAGAGGUCUCAUCAGACGAGGAGCAGCCUAACUCAAGGAAGGGACGCUCUAAAUUGGAACGUUGGACGAGCCACAAGGAAAAGGAUUUCAGUAUGACUUCCAAAUCAUCUUCUUCGAAGAGUAAAGAUAUGGGCACUUACACAGCCAGUGGCGCUUCCUUGGUCAGCAAACUUCCCGAUGGACCUUCAAAACGGGUGGAAGGUCAGACUCAGCCUUUGGCUAAAGAGAGAGACACUGGAGGUGCAGAAGUCAAUGAUGCUGAUACAAAACCAAUGGAUGACAGACACUUGGAUACAGUGGCGAAGUUGAAGAAGCGAAGUGAGCGUUUCAAGCUUCCCAUGCCAAGUGAAAAGGAUGCCAUGGUGAUAAAGAAAAUGGAAAGUGAACCUUUACCUUCAGGGCAAAUUGAAACCCAGCCAGAUUCAGAGAUCAAACCAGAGCGUCCAGCACGAAAAAGGAGGUGGACUGGAAAUUUGAAGUGA